Hylaeus volcanicus is the source of this 5066-nucleotide messenger RNA. RefSeq names its product microtubule-associated protein futsch-like. Lineage: Eukaryota; Metazoa; Arthropoda; Insecta; Hymenoptera; Colletidae. The transcript is spliced from 2 exons. The record is from RefSeq and is a predicted model, not a curated record. The coding region runs from base 2139 to 5066 and encodes 975 amino acids.
AAUUGGUUGACAUAUUACUUGGACUUUUAAUUGAAAUCCCGGUUACGCAUCGAUUGCUCCUCUUUCUUAAUGACGAGUUGGUCUAAAUGGCCAUCUAUGAAAAAACAAUUUUGCACGUGUACAUGGUUAUUUUUCCUAGCUCUCUCGUAUCGGUCGAUUACACUCUUCCUUACGAACAAGACACAUCUAAUUGGCUCGUUUCCUGGAUUGCACCACGAUUGCAGAACCCCUCGGUAAUAAAGUCUUUCGAGUAAAAAGUGGAACCGAUCCUUGUCCACCUGAUCUUCAAAAUAAAAUAUUUCCCAUCGAGACAGACAAAUUCUCACGAGACACCUUUCACUAGUUUCCGUGAAAUUUUGCAAAAACUAGCGCUGAGAUUCUUUUAUAUCGGCUCUAUUCGUUUCUAGGUACGAAUUACAAUUGGUCGAAUGCCUGCACGCAUCAACGAGCAUCCUUUCGCUCGAUAAAAGACGCAGUGAAAUCAUACGUUAACGAGUAUCGUCUAACUAACGAUUCAUCAUCGAUAAAAAUGGACGAAGUAGUAAUUUAAUGGUUCGCGGCGUGCUUUUCCCAAUUCGGCGCGUCGAACGCUGCUCGGAAUUUAAAGUUUCCCGUCGGAUAUCGGUGGUCAGUUAUGGAAGCGCUAAGUGUCGUAAAAAGUUGUGACUGGAUAUUAUAUAGUGGGCAUUUCAUGAAACGUAAACGUUACUUCACAGAUGUAUUCGAGUGUACAAAAUAUAGAUUGCUAUUUAAAACAUUACACGUUCAUGAUCUACAUAUAUCAACAUCAAUCUGUUUACCUGAUUUAUUUACCUGUCCAUUUAAUACCUGAAAACCCCUUUAGAUUAGGACACCCUAAUAAAUAAGUUUCCUUUUUUCUAUUUUCUUCUAAAUUCAAUAAAACACAUAUUCUCCGUCAAAUUUAUAAAGCAGCACUCAUAAAAAUCAAUAUAAAAACAAAAUAUAAAAAUCCAAAAAUUCCAAAUAAAUCAUCAAAACCAAUCUAUUUACCAUAUGUAUUUAUCUACCCACCUAAUACCUAAAAAUUGUCUUUGUAGACCAGAUUCCCUUAAAUCUCUUGACAAAUUUCUUUCACAUUUCUAAAUUUCCCAGUAAAACAUCUCCCUACCAAAUUUUUAGAACAGCACACAUAAAAACCAAUGAACAUCAAAAUAUAAAAAUCACAAAUUUCAAAAUAUGCCCUAAUCACCUACCUAUUCCUACCCAACAGAUUCUCCCGGCCAAAUUUUUAGAACAACAUACAUAAAAAUCAGUAAACAUCAAAAUAUAAAAAUCCAAAAAUUCCAAAUGUACCCUAAUCUAUUCCUUCCCAUAAUAUUCUCCCUGCACAAUUUUACAACACAAACAGAAACCAAUGAACACCAAAACAUAAAAAUCCAAAAAUUCCAAAUACACCCAAACCACUUAUUCCUUCCCAACAGAUUCUCCCUGCCAAAUUAUUAGAACAACGCGUACAAAAACCAAUCGACACCAAAAUAUAAACUUCCAAAAAUAUAAAAUAUCCCCUUAACCCCUCCUAUCCUAAUCAUUUAUUCCUUCCCAACAGAUUUUCAACCACCCUGUACGACAAAUACCAAAAGUGCCUCAAGAAGCGCGAUCGUUGACGGGUCCUAGUUCGUUAUAACUUAUAACUUAUAAGACCGAGCAGUCGUCUCGCCUAAUUACGUCUCCGCAGCCGCGUUUCCAACGAAACCGGGACGUGGGGCCAUUGUGUGUGCCCCGCGAAACGGUUCCCCAUUCCGAAUCGUGCGGUUUCGUUCCCGCGCUGCGUCACCGUGCCGCUUCAGUUGUCGCAAAUGAACGGCCGGGUCUGUGCAAUUGCGGUGAAACUCGGCAUUUCUUUCCGAUGUUAUGUAAAAAUUCAUCCCCGCCAUCGCUGGUUUUGUCCGACGGCGUUCGAGACGGGACACUCGACGAACAGUGGCCGCGGAACGCCGCGGUACAAAACAGCCGCGCGUCUGGACACCGCGAAAGUUCGCCGCGCGAUGGAGGGACACCCCGAACGGUUAUCGAUCCUCGGUGCUUGAUCAUUAAACGCAGAAUGUGUCCACGAUAGUGCGCCAAGCAUGAGAAAAGUGUAACUCGUUGUGCUCCCAAAGUGCUUGGAUCCAUCGACGAUGAAACUUAGGACAUUCCGCGUCCUGUGUUACCUGUGCGUGCUCUGCGCGCUGUGCGGGGCCUAUGGAGAGCCUGACACGAAGAAUCGCUCCUAUUUGAACUCUUCCGAGUCCGAUGAGCCUCAAGAGCCGAGGGUUGUCUCAAAUUCGACCAGCCCGAGGGAUAAACGGGCGCUAGGUUUGAUACUCUCAGGUUUGGCCCAGGUGUUUGGGUACAACGUGAGCUCCGUCCAGUUGGCGACCUUGCCUAACCCUGAAGCCGACGAAGAGGCGAGACAAUCCCCUAACCCUGUGCCUCCUUCGUCUACGACUUCGACUCCAGCCACUCCUAAGCAAAGGGAGACCAUCAGAUUCACAGGAGUCCUCAACUUCGGCAACAGCACGAGCCUCCUCAACCGCCUGCAGGAGUACGAGAACAUCUUCCACGGGGGUAGCAGCGUUUCGACCCCUGCGAUGAACGCGACAACGCCGUCGUCGACGCCUGCUCCUUCAAAAAACGUCCCUGCGCAACCAUUGCCUCCCCUCCUGGUGAACAUACCCCUGCCCACGAUAUCGCAGGCGCCUCUGCCGACGAUACCCCAGUCGCCUCUGCCUGAGAUUCCGCCGCAGGACAUCAAACUGUCCUACCCUGAACCCAUCGUCAUCGUUCGCCAGGAGGUCACCAGGAACCAGACCACGGAGAAGCCCAUGGUGCAAAUGAAGAAUAAUGCGACCGCUACGUCCCCGCCCCUACCGGCUGUCUACGUUCCCACGGACUCUAUUCGUCUGCACGACCCACACUGGAGGAACGAGUACGAGUACAGACUCGCUGAACUAGAGCGCAAACAGGAGGAGCAAGCCGAAAGGCUGAGGCAGCAGGAGAGGUACAGAAAUCUCAUGAAGGACAACAAGGAAGAAGAUCCCAGAUGCAAGAAUAAAGAGAAACCUAAUCAGAACGCUGAGUAUUCAGCUGAGGACUCCAGAGAAGACUCCAGGGAAAGUUACGAGAGUCCAGAGAAGACUCGGGAGUAUUCUAGACCACCGACUAAAGACUCGCGGGAGAGCGAGGAAUACAGCCACGACGACAACAAGCCCUACAAGCAGGAGGAAGAUUUACCUAUUGAUAGCUACUCCAACGUGGGAAACAACGAGCCGCUGCCGAUCAGCGUCGACGACGAGCAACGACGACCCGAGGAGCUGCGCAACAGCUACGGGCAACUGUUGAACAGUCACGAGCUGCCCAAUGGAUUCGCCAGCUACUUCGGGAAGCUCAAGCAGUCGAUAAGCGAUUUCUACAACGCCCCGGAACCUCCUGCUUCCGACGAAGCCUCGAAAGAGCGAGAGGACUCCUCGGAGCGUUAUAAAGAAGACGAAAACGAAAGCAGCGAGACACCGAGGGAAGAGAACGAUCCUCCCACGACCAAGUACGAAGAAUACAGUUUAGAGGAAGAGACCGACGAGACGAGCAAGGAGAAUUCUCAGGAAGACAGUUCUGAAAGGAAGUACUCCAAUAGGAUUCCACCUGAGAGCGAGGACCUCGAACGAAAGUCAGAGGAGCAAGUGGAUUACAGCAAGUACAUGCCCCUGGCGGUGCCUGUUAGGUACCUCGCUGCCCCUGAAGAGUCGAAAAGGGCGAGAUCGAGAACCUCGGGGGCGGAGAAGUCGAGGAAGGUCGACAACGUGCCCGCCAGAGAGGCCAGCAAGAGGAUCGUGGUGAAAGAAGCGAGGAGGCCUAAGAAGGAGAACCUAAAACCCAAGAUAGGCAUCCCUGAACGACGAUUGCUGAAGAAGCUCCACGAGGGCGAGCAGAAGGAGCUGCAGGUAUGGCCAGCGCCGUUCGACUUCGUUCUUGAUAGCACCAUUCAAACUGAAGUCACUGCUAAGUCUAAUCGAGGGAAUGUGAAACAUAAUAGGAAGCUUAAUAAGGGGAAUGAGAAAACUGAAAAGACCAACAACGACCGUCCCGAAGACGCCGACUAUCGAAGGUCUAAGGAUGGCUCUUUAUCCGGAACGGUUCCUUCGAGGCAAAGGACGCCUAGGAUGCAGACGAAUCUGAAUCAAGGGAAUUCGAGUCGCAAACGCUCCCAAACCGAGGAUGUUAAGCUACUUUCUCAAGGAAAAGAGGCACCGAAUCUUUUGGAGCGUUACGAAUACAACUCGAAUGGUUAUUAUAGGAAACGACCGGUGCAAUCUAUUCAACAACUGCCUGGUUCAACGUUCUCCAAGAGGAUUGAAUCCCUGAAGCGCAGCACGGACACUGCUGGACCCAGUGGAUACUCCUAUAGGCAAAUGCAGCCUGCGAGGGAGCUGGAUGAUAAAAGUCAGGUUGAUCUUCGACUUGCCAAGCAGAGAGUGUCCACGAUGACCUUCGAUGGUCCUCUGAGUGACCGCAAUGAACAUUACUAUAUCCAGAAGCAGCCUGAAAGCAAGGUGGAUAAUCAAAAUCAGAAUGCACGAGAUUUUCAACUAACUAAACAGGAAGUAUCAACGAUGACCUUUAAAGGUCCUCUGGAUGACCAGAGUGGAUAUUACUAUAGCCAGAAGCAACCUGCAAGCGAGGUGGAUAAUAAAAAUCAGGAUACACGAGAUUUUCAACUAACCAAACAGAGUGUGCCUACGAUGAUCAUCCAUGGUCCUACGGGAGACCACGAUUUGUUCAGUUUCAGGAACGAUUAUGGUCUCGCUGGUGAAGGGAAAAGUCUGAAAUCAAGUGGAAUGUUAGAGGAGAAGAAAAAGAUCGAGAACGAGGCAAUGGCUUCUUUAUCCUUACCGCAGUACAAGGUCUAUAGCUAUGGCGAAACUUUGACGAAAUUUGCCAAUGAACCGGAAAGCAGAAGCGAGAAAGUCGGUUAUUACGCGAACAGUGAGCCUGUUAUGCGAAUCUCGGGACAAAAACGGAUUGAUUCGAUCGGACCGAUCGAUUUCAUCGAUCUCGCCCACGUUUUGUAA